Messenger RNA from Neurospora tetrasperma FGSC 2508, 309 nucleotides. RefSeq lists its product as uncharacterized. The record is from RefSeq and is a predicted model, not a curated record. NCBI's taxonomy places the organism in Eukaryota, Fungi, Ascomycota, Sordariomycetes, Sordariales, Sordariaceae. The transcript has a single exon. The annotation marks the transcript as partial.
ACCUUACCGAUUGACAUUUGUUUGGUUUGCCAUCUCGAACAAGCAACAUGGCGGCAUGAAAGCCCCCAACAUUGGACUUCCCAUUUUUUUCCUUUUUUUCUUUCCAUCCGUUUAGCUGGUGUCUUUGAGCCAUUGAUAUCCCCAACUUUUCCAUGCUACCACUCAGGAACGGGUCCCGGUAUGGUGGGCUCGUAUUUGGUAUCUCUAGUCGCUCAUUAAUUCCUCUUUCAGCCCUGUCUAGCGUCUACCCUGCCACCUUUUCCCACGCUUCUCCAUUCCUUAUUUUAGCCGCCCUGCAACCAACCCUGC